CCGGCUGCACGUGGCUGGCAGCAGCUGCCGCGGGCUGGGCCGGCUGGAGCCGCACGAAGCGUUUCGUCCAUUUCCGCCCCGCAGCCCGCGAGCCCGAGACGAGCCGCCCCGGCGGGCCGGGCAAAGCAGCCGAGCUCGCCCCGGAGCAGCCAUGAGCCGCAGGGUGGUGCGCCAGAGUAAGUUCCGGCACGUCUUCGGGCAGCCGGUGAAGGCCGACCAGAUGUACGAGGACAUCCGGGUGUCCAAGGUGACGUGGGACAGCUCCUUCUGCGCCGUCAACCCCAAGUUCGUGGCCAUCAUCGUGGAGUCCGGCGGCGGAGGGGCCUUCAUGGUGCUGCCCUUGGCCAAGACAGGGCGUGUGGAUAAGAACCAUCCCCUGGUGACCGGGCACACGGCGCCCGUGCUGGACAUCGACUGGUGCCCUCACAACGACAACGUCAUUGCCAGCGCCUCCGAGGACACCACGGUCAUGGUCUGGCAGAUCCCCGACUACGUGCCCACGCGGAACAUCACGGAGCCCAUCGUCACCCUGGAGGGGCACUCCAAGAGAGUGGGCAUCAUCACAUGGCACCCCACGGCUCGGAAUGUGCUGCUCAGCGCAGGCGGAGACAACCUGCUGAUCCUGUGGAACGUGGGCACGGGCGAGAUGCUGCUGACCCUGGACAACAUGCACAGCGACCUCAUCUACAACGUGUGCUGGAACCGCACCGGCAGCCUGCUCGUCACCACCUGCAAGGACAAGCACGUGCGCGUCAUCGACCCCCGCAAGCAGCAGGUGGUGGCGGAGAAAGUCAAGCCGCAUGAAGGCGCCCGCCCCAUCAGAGCCAUCUUCAUGGCUGAUGGCAAGAUCUUCACCACGGGCUUCAGCAAGAUGAGUGAGCGGCAGCUGGCGCUCUGGGACCUGGAGAACUUUGAGGAGCCAAUUGCACUGCAGGAGAUGGACACCAGCAAUGGGGUGCUGCUCCCCUUCUACGACCCUGACUCCAGUAUCGUCUACCUGUGCGGCAAGGGCGACAGCAGCAUCCGCUACUUCGAGAUCACAGCCGAGGCGCCCUACGUGCACUACCUGAGCACCUAUAGCAGCAAGGAGCCGCAGCGCGGCAUGGGCUUCAUGCCAAAGCGGGGUCUGGACGUCAGCAAGUGUGAGAUUGCCAGGUUCUUCAAGCUGCAUGAGCGGAAGUGCGAGCCCAUCGUCAUGACAGUGCCGCGGAAAUCAGACCUGUUCCAGGACGACCUGUACCCCGACACGCCCGGCCCCGAGCCGGCUCUGGAGGCGGCCGAGUGGCUGGCGGGGCAGGACGCGGAGCCCGUCCUCGUCUCGCUGCGGGACGGCUAUGUGCCCGUCAAGAACCGCGAGCUCAAGGUCACCAGGAAGAACAUCCUGGACAACAAACCUCCCGUGGGGCCGCGCCGCAGCCACUCCACGUGUGAUGCCAAUUUCUCGCGGCCCAGCCUGGAGGAUCUGCUGGAGGAGAUCCGAUCCCUGCGACAGACCGUCCAAGCGCAGGAGAAGCGCAUCUCUGACCUGGAGAACAAACUCUGCAAAUUCACCAACGGCACGGCCUAGCGGCCCCCACGCCACCACUCCCGGCGGAUUGAAAGGAUUAAAUCCAACCCCCCAGGGGAGGAGCUGGGAGACGUGUUUUUGACCCUGGCCCCGGAGCUGCGGGCAGACCUCAGCCCGACGCCAUGGGCAGUCUGCAGAGGUGGAUUGCUCGGCUCUAGGGGCUGCUCCCUGGGGCCUUGCUGGCGAGAGACACCGACCCCCGUCUCCAUCCCCGCCCUGGGGCUGAGUGUGGGGAAGCCUCCUGCUGGGCUGGGGCUGGGGUGGGGAUGGGGGGCAGAGGGGAGGGACCCCAUGCUGCGGGGAGGGGGAGGUAUUUGUUUGGAAGGUUCCUGGCUGCCCGCCUUGAGCUGCUGCUGUCUCUGCCCCGUCCCCAGCCAGGUCCAGGUGAUGGCAGUGGGUGGUUACGUGGGUCAGAGAGAUGGGGGUCUGUGGCUAGCACAGCAGAGCCCAGCCUUCUGAGGCAACGUAUUUAUGGGCAAACCCUCAUCCCUUGCACUGUGGGGGCUUGCUGGGCCCUGCCUGCCCCUCCUCCGCCAGGCCCCCUGCCUGUCCGGCCCCCUGCCUGCUGCCUGGCCCUCCCCGGCCAGGCCCCCAUCCCCUCGGCCCCCUGCCCUGCCCUCUUCUGCCUGGUCCUCCACCCCCAGGCCCUGGGCCCCCUGGCAUUGAUUGUCCUGGGGAGCUGGUCGGUAGCCCAGAGGCCUGUUUGCGGUGAGCCCCCAUCUUCCCACUCGGCCCCACUGCCCGGGCCGUGUGCAGGGGGGACUCACGCCAGGCCAUGGGCACCGCGUGGGACAGGAGCCCAGGCUGGGCGAGGGCUAUGUCCAGGCAGUUGGCAUGAGGGCCCUGAGGAAGGGCUGGGAGCCCUGGCAGCCAGCCCCUCCCAGCGCACACUGAAUGGUUGGGGUGCCAGGCCAAGGCUGGGCUCUUGAGAGGGCAUCGCUCAGGCCUGCUUCCCCCCCCCCCCCCAGCCAUGGACAGGCAGGCACUGAGCUGGGAGCCCUCAAAGCAGAAGGGGCAGAAAGCCCCCCCAGCCCAGCCUGCCCCAUCCAUGCAGGGCACCUGGGGGGCUGCACUCUGCCCAGCCCUGCCAGUGAUGUGUGUGGGGGUCAGCCCGGGUGCCCCUGAGCAGCAGCCUGGCCUGGGGACUCCGCUCUCCCCGCAGCCGGGGCAGGCCUGCUACAGAACCAGGCUUGUGGUGGUGCUGGGGGCUGGGUGUCGCCUGCAGGUUCCUGGCCCCCUGGUGUUGUACCCGUCCCUGAGCAAUAAACGGCUGCAUUCUCCGA
This is a messenger RNA of Malaclemys terrapin pileata, 2850 nucleotides long. RefSeq names its product coronin 6 (gene CORO6). Bases 152 to 1567 code for a protein of 471 amino acids. Gene Ontology annotation, molecular function: actin filament binding. The record is from RefSeq and is a predicted model, not a curated record. NCBI's taxonomy places the organism in Eukaryota, Metazoa, Chordata, Testudines, Emydidae. Gene Ontology annotation, biological process: cell migration; actin filament organization. The transcript is spliced from 11 exons.